AUGUCUAAUGAGACGCCGAGUAGGAGCGCGGAAUGGCUGCAGCGCGAGUUGGAGUCCGGGGGUACUUCUCUGCUCCUCUUGGACUGUCGUUCACAUGAGCUUUAUGAAUCAUCCCACAUCGAGACAGCCAUCAACCUGGCCAUCCCGGGACUCAUGCUAAGGAGGUUCAAGAAGGGCAAUAUCCCCAUCCGGACUAUCAUCUCCAACAGCGAGGACAAGGACAAGUUCCUGAAGCGGUGUAAGACAGACGCGAUAGUGGUGUAUGAUGAGAGCUCCGUGAAGUGGCAGGAGAGCGGACCGCCGAGCGUGCUGGGGCUGCUGCUGCACAAGCUGUGGGAGGACGGGUGCAAGGCCUACUACCUGGAAGGUGGAUUUCUUAAGUUCCACACAGAGUACCCAGAUCACUGUGAGACCCUCUUGGACAGCCCCUGUCCCACCUCCUCUCCUCCUUUGUCUGUGCUGGGCUUUGGAAACCUCCGGAUCAGCUCCGACUGCUCGGACGGAGAGUCUGACCGUGAGCCCAGCAGUGCCACAGAGUCAGAGGAGAGCCCUAUUCCCAACAACCAGCCGGCGUUCCCUGUGAAGAUCCUGCCUUAUCUGUACCUGGGCUGUGCCAAAGACUCCACCAACCUGGACGUCCUGGGCCAGUACAACAUUAAGUACAUCCUCAACGUCACGCCCAACCUCCCCAACAUGUUUGAGCACGAGGGCCACUUCAGGUACAAACAGAUCCCCAUCUCAGACCACUGGAGUGAAAACCUGUCCCAGUUCUUCCCUGAAGCAAUAUCUUUUAUUGAUGAGGCUCGGUCCCAGCGCUGUGGCAUCCUGGUGCAUUGUUUGGCUGGUAUCAGCCGCUCGGUCACGGUCACUGUUGCCUAUCUGAUGCAAAGACUCAACCUUUCCCUGAAUGAUGCAUACGACUUUGUCAAGAGGAAAAAGUCUAACAUUUCUCCAAACUUUAACUUCAUGGGCCAACUUCUAGACUUUGAGAGGACACUGGGGCUGCACAGUCCUUGUGAUAACCGCUCCACAGGUAAAGAGCAGCUGUUCUUCACCACUCCGACCAAUCACAAUGUCUUCCAGCUGGACACUCUGGAGUCCUCAUGA
This is a messenger RNA of Knipowitschia caucasica, 1107 nucleotides long. Lineage: Eukaryota; Metazoa; Chordata; Actinopteri; Gobiiformes; Gobiidae. The record is from the annotation of a GenBank genome assembly.